Molecule: messenger RNA, 1812 nt
Organism: Peniophora sp. CBMAI 1063
Lineage: Eukaryota; Fungi; Basidiomycota; Agaricomycetes; Russulales; Peniophoraceae
Source: the annotation of a GenBank genome assembly
AUGUCCAAUCGUAAAGCGUACAGCGGCUCUCAACGCCGCCUGGUUCUCGCCCUUGACCUCGGUACCACGUUCAGUGGUGUAUCUUUCGCCAUACUUGAUCCCGGGAAGGUACCCAAGGUUCACACCGUUUCGCGGUAUCCAGGACAGGAAGCGGGAGAUGCAAAGAUCCCGACCGUCAUAUACUAUGACAAGCUCGGCCGCGUCGUCGCAGCUGGCGCCGAGGAGCCUCAAACAAUGGACGAUGGGUCCGACUCCGAAGAUGGGUGGGAGGAUGAGCCGCUGAAGUUGGAAUGGUUUAAACUACUUUUGCGGCCGCAGUCUGCAUCGACAAAUGACACGCCUAUUCCCGUGCCGCAACUUCCCGCCUCGAAGUCGAUUGUCGAUGUGUACGCCGAUUUCUACGGCUACUUAUUCAAGUGCGCGCGUACGUUCAUUCAGCAGACCUAUACUGCACUUGGCGAACUUAUGUGGGAAUCGGUCGAAACCGACAUUCACUUCGUUUUGACUCACCCGAAUGGUUGGGGUGGUUCUCAACAAAGCGCAAUGCGUCGUGCUGCCGUGCAGGCUGGCUUAGUGCCCGAUGGUCCCAGCGGACAUACUCGUAUCACCUUCGCGACUGAAGGCGAAGCGAGUUUACACUACUGUCUCGCAAGCGAUCAUGGGUCAACCAACAUCCAGGCCGGGAAGAAGGUCAUGAUCAUCGAUGCCGGUGGUGGUACAGUUGACAUCAGCACGUACGCGUUCAAGUCUACAACUCCUGUCACGAUUGAGGAGAUCGCUAUCCCUGCUUGCCUGCUACAAGGUUCGGUCUUUGUCCGCAAACGCGCUGAGGAUUACAUACGCGCGAAGCUUAGAAACUCUGCUAAGUUCAGCGGAGACGUGUACGUACAAGCCAUAACGAAUGAAUUCGACAGAACGGCCAAAAAACGAUUCAAAGGGACGUCAGACGCAAGCGUGAAGUUCAGCAACCUCAUAUCCGACCGUGAUCAAGCCGUUGGCAUUCGUAAUGGGGCGAUCAAAUUGACCAAGGAGGAAUUGAGCGGAUUCUUCGAUCCAGCUGUGACCGCCAUUGUUGAAGCCGUGCUUUCUCAGCAUCUCCAAGCGUCUCCCCAGCAUGGCCAAGUUCAAACACAUUUUCUGGUCGGCGGCUUUGCCGCAAGCGAGUAUCUCUACGAACAGCUUCAAAAGCAGCUCAAUGGUGACGGCCUGUCAUUGUUUCGCCCAGACGCGCACACGAACAAGGCCGUGGCCGAAGGCGCCGUCUCCUUCUAUGUUGACCACUUCGUGUCCACUCGUAUUGCGCGAUUCAACUACGGCACCAAUUGCAACAACCCUUACCAGCCUGAGAAAGCUAGUCACAAAUCCCGUGCGGAUCUUGCAUAUGUUGGCGUGGACGGUGUGCUAAGAUUGAACGAGUUUUGGUACGAUAUUUUGGACAAGGGGACUAGUGUAUCGGAAACGACAGAGUUUCGGAAGAGCCUCCGAUUCAUGCAGGCUUCGUGCCCUGGCCAGGACGAACCGGUAUCCACGACGUUUUACGCGCAUCCUUCUGAUACCGAAGUCCCUGAAUUCAUCGAUGCGUCAUUCUCCGUACUAUGCAAAGUAACGGCUUCUCUGAACGGUGUUCCCGUCUCGCAUUCGCGCGGACAAAAUGGGCACUUCUAUUAUCAGAGAGCGUAUGACGUUGUGCUGUCUUUCGGCUUGACCGAGCUGAACGCGCAGAUCGCUUGGAAGGCGAACGGUAUUGAGCAGCGGAGUCCUGCGACAAUCAUCUACGAUGAUGACUUCGCCGUAACGGUGGCAGGGCCAUGA